UAAAAUCGAAAGAGUAGAAUCCAGGAAAUCAUCUCUUCACGACUUCCCACCAAAAAGAUCGGGAAAAGAAAUCCGAUUAGGGUUUACAGAGCACAAAUUUCGUGUUAAAAUCCCCAAUUUCCAUCAAUCGGGUCACCGCUCGAUCACGAGACGUCAUCUCCGGCUUGUUCCCGCCGUCCGAUCGGCCCUUUUUUAUCAAAAUUAUGUUGGUGGUUUCUUUUCUAUUUCAUAACCCAGUUGUCCCCAGAACAAUUUCUAUCAAAUCAAUCUCGUUCCAUUCCAAGAUUUAGGGUUUGUUUUUUAAAAGGAUUAUCAAAUAUUUUCAUUUCCUUUUCCUGCUUUGAUCAAACCAUACAAAUUCCGUGAAUUCGGUGGUUAGGGUUUGUAAUUUUGUGCAUAUUUAUAUAUUUUCUGUUGAACUCUGCGGCUAUGUAUAUUGAGGAAUUGAAGGUAGGGGGAGAAAAUAAGAGUUAUUGUGAAAGUAAUGAGGUUUUGAGCAUAGAAAGAAGUUCUGUUGAAUGGGAUGCGAAGAGGAUAUUGGUGGGUGCAGGAGCUCGUGCUCUGUUUUACCCGACCUUGUUGUACAACGUUGUUAGGAACAAGAUUCAGGCGGAGUUCCGGUGGUGGGACAGAGUUGAUGAGUUCAUCCUGUUAGGUGCUGUUCCAUUCCCCGCUGAUGUUCCGAGGCUAAAGGAGAUCGGUGUUGGCGGAGUAAUCACACUAAAUGAACCUUACGAGACUUUGGUUCCUACACCUCUUUAUCAUAAUCAUGGCAUUAACCAUUUGGUGAUCCCUACAAGAGACUACUGCUUUGCACCAUCUUUGACAUCAAUAUGCCGAGCCAUUGAUUUCAUUCAUAGAAAUGCAUCACAUAGGGAAACUACAUAUGUCCACUGUAAAGCUGGCCGUGGUCGCAGCACAACCAUUGUAUUAUGUUACCUGGUCUAUUAUAAGCAGAUGACACCUGCUGGGGCAUAUGAUUAUGUGAAGUCUAUCAGGCCAAGGGUGCGGUUAGCCUCUUCCCAAUGGCAGGCUGUCGAAGAGUUCUACUAUCUUAAAAUGAGAAAGGCUGCCUUCCACAGCCAUGUGAUGGAUUUAAUUUUAAGAACUUCAGACUCAGCAUCUUCACGAGACCUUGUGACUUUUGAUGAUGGUUCGGUGGUGGUGGUAACCGAAGCUGAUCUUGAUGGAUACGACCAAAGUCUUGAGCCAGGUGCCACGGGAAGCAGCAUAUGGGCAGAUCUUAGUGUAGUUUAUCGGGCUAGAGUUGUCGGUCAGGCGGCAUUAGCAAGAAUCUCAUGCUUGUGGCUAAGCUGCCAAGCACAUCAAAAGCUUUCAGCACAGGAACUUGCUCAGGAAAGCACCUGCCUCGGACGUGCUAUCAGUGUGGACAUCCAUGUCUACUGAAAACCGCUGUUACACGGCAUGUUGUGUAGGUACCGUGCCCCUUUUCAUCUUGUCUCGUACAUAAAUAAACUGCGAAUAAUGUUUCUUUAGGCCGAAGCAAACUAUGUUUGUUCUUCCCUUGUAAAUCGAGUACACCAUUUCUUAUGAAUGGAACAAAAAGAUGGAGCAUAACUGCUCAAGGAUCAAGUGUAUAUCAUUCUCAUAUUAUAUGCAAGUAUUUUGCCUGUCUUAA
This is a messenger RNA of Hibiscus syriacus, 1639 nucleotides long. RefSeq names its product phosphatidylglycerophosphate phosphatase PTPMT1-like. Gene Ontology annotation, molecular function: phosphatidylinositol-4,5-bisphosphate 5-phosphatase activity; protein tyrosine/serine/threonine phosphatase activity. Gene Ontology annotation, biological process: protein dephosphorylation. The record is from RefSeq and is a predicted model, not a curated record. The transcript has 6 exons. The coding region runs from base 430 to 1407 and encodes 325 amino acids. NCBI's taxonomy places the organism in Eukaryota, Viridiplantae, Streptophyta, Magnoliopsida, Malvales, Malvaceae.